CUCGCGCAUACCCAUACCCAUACUCAACACUGGCAAGACCCUGGCAGUAGUAGCGGGGCGAUGGCAUCAUCACCACUACCACCAACAGCAACAGCCUCAGCAGCUGGCUGCGCGCCGGCUCUCGCAGCACUUUCUCAGCUCCGGUGGUCACCGUCGCUGGCUCUCUCUCUCUCGCCGCCGCCUCCAGUGCGCAGCCCCCGUCUAUGACAUCUUGGUUACCUUGGCACGGCGCACAGCGUCCCCUAGCGGAGUCUCGGAACGUCGUGUCAGUGCGUUGGUCUGGCGAACAGAGUGAGCCGUUGCACCGAUCUGGACAUUUUGGGAGCAAAGACCGACUCCAGCUCCAGCCAAGAAAACAUCUUCAAGUCCACGGCCAAGAUCGACCGAGCGAGACGGAGAGGAUCUUUGCAGGACCGACAGAAGCGAUGACUUGAACUGUGGACGCCAUGCAUCGUCGUGGUGCGCAUGUCGCUAGCCAAGAGCGUGCAGGAGAUAAAUAGUUUCUCGUCCUCCUCGGCUACAACCUUCACCUUUGCUAAGCACCAAACUUCACCAGCACCGGCAGUACCCCGUGUCUGGAGCGAUGGAAGAAGAAAAAAUCCAGGCCGGGCGGAAGUGAGAAAAAGGCUUCGGUCUUAACAAGCACCCGGGGUGGUAACUGAAGGUUCGUUAUCACGUCCAAGCUGAGAUAACUUCCUCUUGUGUCCAUGUUUCUCUCUGUGUGUGGGGGACGGCAGAGUGUCUGGUAGCAGGCAGGAACUCAACAGCCAUUGAACUGUGUGACAGAAAUUCGUUAUCGAUUCUCUUCACGUGCUUGUGCGUGCGUGUGUGUUCCAGGAAGGAAUCAAAGCCAGUCUUUUUCCAUUCUUCACUGAAGACCAAGCUUAGGGAGGGAACUGCAUUCUAUCACAUCAGCUGAUGAUCAACAUGGUUGCAAGGACGAAGCCAGACAUGUCCCUCGUUUAAAAUCGCUUUCACGCCAACCUUCACCUUAAACAGUGAAAUGACCAAGAGCUGCUGGUAGAAUUCUGUGGAUUUGCUUUUCUGCUGGAUAAACGAUUGUAAAGACGUCUUUGAAUUUGGAUGUACUGAAGUCCGCACGUGUCCAGAGCAGCCUCAAGAACUGAGUACGCCUUCUGUUUCUCUCCAAAGUUAUGUUGACGCUGAUGAUUAUAAACUGCAUCAUCAAAUGAACAGCUGGUGAUGGCGACGAUGGUCCUUCGAUUUUGCUGACGCUUUUGAUCGUCGGUUCAUUCACGCGGAAAGCAAGCGUCGUGCUAAGUUGCUGACCGUUCAAACAGCCAGGGGCGUGUGUGAGCGCCUUGGUGCAAUCCUCGCGUUGCUUGCCAGGCGCGUCAGUUUGAGCCCGGAGGCUCGAGCGGAUAGCAAGAGGAACAGUUUGUUUCAAGAAAACUCGCAGUCAUGGGGGCCAGCGCCAGCGUAGCCAUGCAAGAGCAGGAAGCACGACGAAGGUCAAGGUCGAUUGAUGACUCCAUUGCUGCCGACAAAGAAAAACAAGCGCGGACCGUGAAGAUACUCAUGCUAGGUGCUUGUGACGCAGGCAAGAGUACACUGGCCAAGCAAGUUCGGCUCAUCCACGACAAGGGCUUCUCUGACGUGGACAAGACACAUUACAGGAACGUGGUGAGGGCCAACUUGGCCACCUCCUUGCUGCGCGUGCUGGAAGCAAUGCGCGACACAGAAUAUGCCUUCACGGGGGAGCUAGUGGCGGUGGCGGACAAAUUGUCGCGGGCCCUGAACGACAACCUGGCCCACCUGAACAUCCUGGACCUGAAGCUGGAGGUGCACAUGCUGGUGGGACACGCCAACUUCCACCGCUUCCUGGAGACCAGCGACAACAUCGGCCUGGCGGAGAGCACGCAGUAUUUCUUCAAGUCCGUCGAUCGCAUUCUGUCUCCUUCCUUCAUGCCCACCGAUUACGACAUCUUGAGGGCGAGACAGAAAAACCUGGGGCUAGCCGAGACUGUCUUCCACUUCCGGGGCUUCCACAUCAGGCUGUGUGAUGUGGACGGCACGAGCACCUUAAAAAAGAAAUGGCUCGACUGCUUCGAAACCGUGUCAGCCGUGUUGUUCACGGUUGGCCUGGAUACCUAUGACGUCAGAUCCAAGGAGAACGAUGACAAGACGGACCUGGUUGUGGCACUGGACUCCCUGUCGGUGCUGUGUCGACAUCCGAGCUUUGCGGAGACGCCUUUUAUCCUCUUCCUCAACAAGCGCGACAUCUUCCGCAGCAAGCUGAAGGUGACGCCACUGUCGGCCGUCAUGCCUGCCUAUAAAGGUAGCAACGACUACACCGAGGCUGCGGCCUACGUGAAGAAGCUGUUCGAGCAGCAGUCGGGAGGAAAGAAAAACUUCUGGGUGCACGUCACGUGCGCCAUCGACACGGCCAGCGUGCGCGGUGUCUUCGACUCGGUGCUCUCCGUCAUCUUCCAGAGCACCCUGGAGGAGGUGGCCCCCAAACCGCACUGACGACAUCUGUCAUACAGCCUCCUACUCCCGUCGACGACCUUCGAACUCGUCAUCCAGAUUCUCCACGCUCCAUUUCAACGUCCCUUGCAGACCCCUCUCCUAUCCCGACGACGCAGACGACGAUGUCAAGCUUGUCAGUCUGUCGUUACACACAGAGUCUGCAUGUUCUGCUGCUGGGUUCGCCCUUGGAUACCCUUCUUCCCACAACCUCCUUUCUCAAGAGGAGCACAUCAGAGUGUAAAAGUUAUGUGCAAAGGGAAAUAACCUCGUCAAAUUAAAAGGACAGUUGUAUAGUACGCGGUGGUCUCCCUUUAAAAAGAUGCUGCCUGCUCUGAGCCUCUGGGGGAAGGGAACGAUUUAUAAACAUACGUGUGAAAUAUUAAUCAUAGAAAUUAUCUCAUCUUUGUCGUCUCUUGUUUGUUUUACCAUCGUUCGAUUCAAAUGAAUUGUUGAUCAUAUUUUUUUAUUUUACUCUGUGAGGAUCAUGGAAACACAACUGUCAUUAGGGUGUCUGUACAAUCUUGAAAUGUUAUUUUUAGAAAGAAAAAUCAGACGAAAACUCAGUUUCGAGUGUUUGUUUAAAGCAGUGCAUCAGCUGAAAUCACUGUCAUAUGAUAAUUCACAUAUUCAUUAACUUGAUUAACGUUUUAACGUUUGAUUGUCGACAACAACUGCAAUAAGUAAUUUAGUUAGCUAUAAUAAUUCAUGUACAUUUUCGUUGAUCAGGUCUGCAUUGAGACUGUAUGGGUGAGCAAAUUGUCGAGAAAGCUGUGCCUCUCGUAAAAUAAACAGUUGUAAAGGGAGGUGAUUGUAAUGGCAUGUUGGUGCGGGUGGAAAGAAGUGGUCAUACACCCUUGGUGGCUGGGUGGGCCUUGACUGUAUGUCAUGGUCCGAGGUCGACCAUUGUCACCUCCAGGCCAUGGCGCCCUACCAACUGAAUGCAUACCAUCUGUGGACUUUAAGUUAUUCAUAUCUUUGUGUAUGCCAGGCUUGUCAUGGAGAGAAGGGACGGCGGGAGAAAAGUCAUUUGUGGGGUACAAGCUUAGAUUGCGAACACUCACACCCGAGCCAAUGCAUUUCACACGUACAUACGCACAAACGCACAAAACCACCCACACGUGCCUCACAUUCACGCCCAAAAAUAAUAAUACAAUUAAAUACAAUUUCUUGCUUUUAAAAUAUAAGCAACAAAAUUAAAUUAUUACUCGGAGAAGCAUUAGUCAUCAUGGGUAUUUUGUUUUAAGAGAGUGUGUGUGUACAGUAUCAGCAGAACCUUCUAAAGUUUAUACAGUCGUAGAACGAAUUCCCAAGACAAUUACCGAGAAAACGUGGAUAAACAUUCGACCAAGAGGAACAAAGUGUUUACAGUUAUAUAGGAACUUUGCCACACCUUCGUCCUUGCUUGUCCAUUCAGAAUAUCAUUAAGUAUUAAGGAGCUGUUUGGCUGAUAGAAAAGUGACUUCGGCUUCAACCACUUCCCAACAGCCCCCAACCCCCUCUCCAAGUUUAGCUGACGUCAGCUAAUGAGGAAGAUGUAGCUUUAUUCUUUCUCUCUUUCGUUGUCGAGUUGUCUUCGUAAUUUUGCUCGUGAGCAAACGUGAGUUAUUGACUCGGUAAAUGUGUGCGCGAGCGAGCGUGUGUUUGUGUGUGUGUGCUCUUACUUUUUAUUCAGUCAGGAAGCCAGCAUAGCCAGUCAGUCUACAUUGUGUCUAGCACAGAACCACCAUGACAUGUUUGGUGUGUGAUAAAGUCCAAUGACGCUGCCAAGAUGUGUCGAAAGAUUGUGUUGAUAUCUUAUUUUUAUUUUCAUUGCUUUCGUCACAGUUGUAUAAUAUGCAUGCCACAGUUCGAGGUCGAUCAGUGACAGAAACAUCUCCAUGUGUUUGUGUAAGAAGUGUGACGCAUACCUGAUAACUAUAUAUACACUUGGAAAUAAAUAUUUUUGGUGUUUU
Pomacea canaliculata is the source of this 4442-nucleotide messenger RNA. RefSeq names its product G protein alpha i subunit-like. The transcript is spliced from 10 exons. The record is from RefSeq and is a predicted model, not a curated record. Gene Ontology annotation, biological process: adenylate cyclase-modulating G protein-coupled receptor signaling pathway. NCBI's taxonomy places the organism in Eukaryota, Metazoa, Mollusca, Gastropoda, Architaenioglossa, Ampullariidae. Gene Ontology annotation, molecular function: guanyl nucleotide binding; G-protein beta/gamma-subunit complex binding; GTPase activity. Bases 1423 to 2490 code for a protein of 355 amino acids. Gene Ontology annotation, cellular component: heterotrimeric G-protein complex.